This is a messenger RNA of Pseudovirgaria hyperparasitica, 3084 nucleotides long. RefSeq lists its product as uncharacterized. The transcript has 2 exons. The record is from RefSeq and is a predicted model, not a curated record. Bases 99 to 2906 code for a protein of 935 amino acids. Gene Ontology annotation, biological process: regulation of Rab protein signal transduction. Lineage: Eukaryota; Fungi; Ascomycota; Dothideomycetes; Acrospermales; Acrospermaceae. Gene Ontology annotation, cellular component: cytoplasmic vesicle.
CAAGCCUCGACAACUCUCGCACAGUCUUCGAGCUACAUCUGCUCAAAGCAGUGUGAAGCUUCAAUUGUGUCGUCCGACUUCAAUUGACCUCGUACGCAAUGGCUCCCUCUCUGAGUCUGCGUCCGCGAACGAGCGAACGCCCUCCAACCCGUGAUGCAGGUGACACCAGUCUGGUCAUCCCCAGCAGGACCUCUUCUCUGCAUUCAAGAAUCACUCAACCACUACCCUCGACCCUGAACAUCAAGCCUGGCCAGCGCUCGCCCAAGACUCUCACUCAUGCCUACAUGGUAUGUGGUGUUGGCCGUGAGCCAUCCCAGUGGGUCAAGGCUCCUACUCCAACCCAAGGAAAGAUUGGACACAUGAAAGGUGCAAUUGGCGCUUUCUGGCUUCCUGAGAUUCUUGGAAGCAGCCCUAGGUUGGAGCAGGACAAUGAGAUUGCCAGGUCUCUUCACUCUGCUAUGCGCGCAUGCUUUCCUCACGAUGUAGAGAUCUGUACCGGCAGGAGCCAGCCGCACUGCGUCCAUCAUUCCUUCGUCCUUCAGCAGGACUCCUCUCACACCCUAUAUGGCAUUGCUCUUCGUGUCUGGUCCCGUGCAGAUGAGAAGAGAGCUGAGACAAUCCGCGAUCUCCGCAAGCGCACCGAGUCCGACUUCUUCGACAGCCCAGAUGACACAUACUGGAUUCCAUACUGUCUCAGCUUUCUCUCCAGAUAUCCUCUCUAUGAUCUGCUGGGCGAUUACCUUCGUGGAAUGUGGAUUCACUGGAACAAAGCUACCAACCUCUUCCAUGCUGAGGAGGUAUCCAGGAUCUUGAGCUUCCCAGCCCCAAGAUUGAACGAUCUUGUCCGCAUCGACAUGAAGGACUACGCGCUUUGCUAUCAAUUCCCAUCGUCUCCUACAGGAUUCCAGAAUUUCGCCAUGUGGCCCUUGUUCGAAUGUCUCUCUAUCCCGAACAUUGUGGGUGUCAUGGAAGCUGCAGUCUCUCCUACUCGGAGAAUCAUAUUCGUGUCUCACUAUCCAGCAAUGUUAACCGUCGCCGCCGAGACCGUCAGAUUCUGCGUCCGUAUCUACGAGUGGAGUGGCUUGUACGUGCCUGUAGUCCACGCUCGUCACGCAAAGGAAUUGGUUCAAGAGCCUGGUCCGUACAUUCUAGGCGUUACAGCGGAAUGCCGCACCCUUUUCACUGCGCCCAGCGAUGCCCUUGUCGUUGACUUGGACCGCAACUUCGUCCUAACCUCGGAUCCUCCAACAGCUCUGAGCCAAGGCCAGAGGACUAAGAUGAUCAACCGCCUUACUCAGGCUUUGAAUGGUGAUGUUGCUCCUUCCGGUGUGCCACAACACCUCCGCUCUGCUUAUGGUGGGGGAAAGCUUAUUCCGGCUGGCACGAUCAUCGUCAUGAAAGGCGAGGUUGAGAGCAUCCAAGAUCCCGAUUGGUGGAACCAGGAUUCAGUCAUGACUGUCAUGGACCAUGUCUGUGAAAAGCUUGGUCGCAACACUGGUAUGAAGGCCAUCUUUGGUGGUUCUGUCAAGAAGCCUUUGAUGACCAAGGUCUCCAUGCGCCACCUCAACGAAAUCGUUCGCGAGCGCAACCAGUACUCUCGGGACGCGAUGGAGGCAUGGCAAGACUUUAUCAACCUCAAGGGCCGCAUGGACACCGAGCUUGGAAAGGUGACGAAGCGUAACAACUUCCUCGUCGAAGAGCUUGAGAGCUGGAAGCAACAGUUCCUCAAGUUCCAGGCAUUCGCUGAACAGCUCACCAAGGAGACCCAAGAUCUCAAGACCAAGAUUGAAACCCACAAGAAGGAAAAUCGCCGUCUGACUGGUCUCAUCGACCAACAGAAGGACGAUACUGCACGACUCACCGUACGCCUAUCUGGAACUGAGAAGCAACGUGACGACGCCCUCGAAGCAUUGGUGCUCCAGCAAGAGAUCGCCGAGGAGCUCGAGCGCGAAAGGAAGCGCAACGCCAAGGAGUUGUCUGCACUUCAGCACACCAACCUUACCAUCAUGCGACAACGCGAGGAAGCUCAGCGUGUUGUCCUCCAUCUGCGCGCGUUGAUUGAUGGUCAAGCACAUCAUAUGCAACACAUUGUCAAGUCUCUCGCCAACGCUCCGGAAUUGGCUGAGCUCCUCCAAGAAGGCUUCGACGACCUCAUUGAGGAUGCUGACGGUGAAGUGCAAGCCGAAGGCCAGAUGGAAUACGAAUCCGAAAAGUCCCACGCCCAUCGUGCAUCUCACCAAGUAUCACGACAGUCUUCAAGACCAUCCACUCGUACCGUCAGCCGGGGCAGCACCAUUGACCUUCAAAGUCACGAGAACGAAGACGUAUCUCCCGACAUGGAGCGACGCCUUCUCUCCAGUCCCGUCAACCGCAAACGUUUCUCUAAUCAAAGUAUGAUUGACGUUGCAGACAAGCAUCUUCGCGACAAGACCGACGCCAUUGCUUACAUCAUCCGCAAUAUCUCGGAACAAUGUGCGGCGGCCGUUGAGGGUCUUCAUCUCGCUCAACAGGCAGAUGACGAGGAUAUGAGGAGUGAGAAGAAUGACAGCGUGCAGGCCCCGCCAUCAGAUGAUGGACACGACCAAAGCAUGAACAGCGAGUACGGUGACGGUGACUCUGUCAUCACCUCCUCUCACCGACACUCGAGCAUUCCUCCCACCCCAGAUUUAGUCCACAACCGCUCUAGCACAUCAAUGUCGAUGAUGAGCAGCUCGACUACUCCAGACCGUCAUAGUCUACAGCACUAUAAGAACGAUGAACCCGCCGUUCCCACCAAGAUUAUCGAACAUGAAGACGAAGCUGCUGCUGCUGAAGAGCAUGAGAACCAGCGAGAGCUGACACCGGUUGCGAAGAAGUUGGGACCCAAGGUCCGCAGACUUGUCGAGUCCCGUUUCACGACCGCCUGAACGCUUUUUGUUUCAAUCAGCUGGAAUGCAACACGUCGACCCUCAGCGACUAACGAGAGCAUUCCCUGUUUUACUACGUUACAUGUUGCAUACUUGAAUUUAUAUACCUGGCGAACUUGGAGCAUGCGGUGUUUGGAUAAGCAUCGACUUUCCCCUCACAUACCGACACAAACCGACC